This is a messenger RNA of Cylas formicarius (sweet potato weevil), 6845 nucleotides long. It is a transcript of the gene Mi-2, whose product is annotated as chromodomain-helicase-DNA-binding protein Mi-2 homolog. The transcript has 22 exons. Bases 143 to 6013 code for a protein of 1956 amino acids. The record is from RefSeq and is a predicted model, not a curated record. Gene Ontology annotation, cellular component: chromatin; nucleus. Lineage: Eukaryota; Metazoa; Arthropoda; Insecta; Coleoptera; Brentidae. Gene Ontology annotation, molecular function: histone binding; DNA binding; ATP-dependent chromatin remodeler activity. Gene Ontology annotation, biological process: chromatin remodeling; negative regulation of transcription by RNA polymerase II.
UUCAGGUGGGGGGAAAAAGGUGAAGUGUGAAAGAACGGCAUCGAAAAUAAUUCUGUUAUCGUUUCAUCUGGAAAAAUAUUUAAUGAAAAUAACUCUGAACAUUAGCAAAGGUGUUUAAUCUGUGAAGAAAACGUGCCUGAUUAUGGCAUCAGACGAGGAAGUCGACGAGUCUUUUACCGGAGAGAACGAAGAUCUUCCCGAUGAUAACAUAGGCGAUCAGAUUGAUAACGAAGACGACGAUGACGAACCAAUUGUAAAAGGCGCAGAUGAGGAUGACGAUUACGAGCCCGAUGAUUCUCGCAAAAAAAAUAAGAAAGGUAAAAAAAGAAAAGCACGUGGUGAAGAGAAAAGGGGCAGGAAAAAAAAGAAAAAGAAGAAGAAUGAUAGUGGGGAUGAAAGUGAUUUUGUGGAUGAAGACAAUGCAGACUCCGAUUACAGUACUAACAAAAAAUCCAGUAGAAAGUCCAGAAGUUUAAAACAUACAUCGGCACCAACAACGCCUUCCACAGAGUCCUCUUCAAAUACAGGUAUGCCUACAAUAGAAGAAGUUUGCUCCACCUUUGGCUUGACUGAUGUGGAAAUUGAAUAUUCUGAGCAGGAUAUGCAAAAUUUGACAUCAUACAAACUAUUUCAGCAACAUGUCAGGCCACUGUUAACAAAGGAAAAUCCAAAGGUCCCGAUGUCGAAACUCAUGAUGUUGGUGGCUGCCAAGUGGAGAGAAUUCUCAAAUAUAAAUCCCAACUUGCAAUCAGAUAAUAAUGAAGCAGGCACCCCAGCUCCAUCCAAUGCAUCUUCAGAAGAUACUUUCCCUAAACCAAGUAGAUCUAGAGCUUCAAAAGAGGCGGCCGCUAAAUUUGUUGAGGCAGAAUCUGAAGCAUUUGAAGAAGAUGAUGAAGAGGAGGAUGAAGAUGAUGGAAGGAACAGAAAAAAACGGGGCAGGGCUUCCAAGAAAGCGUCAAAAAAAGCUUCAAAGGUUCCUACAUUGAAAAUAAAGUUGGGCAAACGUAGGCGCGGUAGUUCAGAAGAGGACGAGGCUAGCAACGGGGGCUCCGAUAAGGAUUCCGACGUCGAAUUUGAGCAGAUGCUUCAGGAUGCGGACGAACCAAAAUCUAAAUCAAGCAACGACAACGACGCGGGCUCUUCCAAGGCCCCGUCCGAAGCGGCUGACGAUACGCCCCAACCUAAACGCAAAGCCAAAACCAAGAUUGGAAACAAGACUAAAAAGAAGAAGAAGAUUAAACAGAAGGACGAAGAACCGUAUGAACAUCAGGAUUACUGUGAAGUGUGUCAGCAAGGUGGUGAGAUAAUUCUGUGCGACACUUGUCCGCGCGCAUACCAUCUGGUUUGUCUGGAACCUGAACUAGACGAAGCGCCCGAAGGCAAAUGGAGUUGCCCACAUUGCGAAAGCGAGGGACCGGUCGAUCAGGACGACGACGAGCACCAGGAGUUCUGUCGAGUUUGUAAAGAUGGCGGCGAACUGCUGUGUUGCGAUUCAUGUCCAUCAGCCUACCACACCCACUGUCUUAACCCGCCGCUGACCGAAGUGCCGGACGGCGAUUGGAAAUGUCCGAGAUGCGGCUGUCCGCCCUUGAAGGGCAAAGUCGCCAAGAUUCUCACUUGGAAAUGGGUAGAGAUCCAGCCAAAGGAUAAGGUCGAUAAAGAUGAACCGAGACACAGACGCAGGGAGUUUUUCGUCAAGUGGCAAGAGCUGUCUUACUGGCACUGCAGCUGGAUCACGGAGCUCCAGUUGGACGUUUAUCAUCCAUUGACAUUUAGGAGUUAUACAAGGAAAUGGGACAUGGAAGAACCUCCCAAACUGGAAGAACCAGUCGAUGAAGCAGACACUAGAUGCGUUCGCUUUAUGAAGAUGGGCGGUGCCAGGGAUGAUGAGCUGGAAGAAAAGUACUACAGAUACGGUGUAAAGCCUGAAUGGCUCAUCGUGCAUCGCGUAAUCAAUCAUAGAACCAUGAGGGACGGUCGAACUCUGUACUUGGUCAAAUGGCGAGAACUGUCCUAUGACCAAGCGACGUGGGAGGACGAAAACGAAGACAUUAUCGGUUUGAAGGCGGCCAUCGAAUAUUACCAAGACUUGAGGGCCGCGUGCACCAGCGGUUCCGGAUCGAAAUCUAAGAAAAGUAAAGGGAAAAGCAAGUCGAAAACGCGCGAACUGAUGGACGACGACGACCGGGUGACCCCUCGGCGUUUCACGCCGCCUCCCGACAAGCCGAUAAGCGAUCUUAAGAAAAAAUUAGACAAGCAGCCGUUGUAUUUGGACGAGUGCGGGAUGCAGCUUCACGAAUAUCAGCUGGAAGGUUUGAAUUGGUUGCGGUACUCGUGGGCGAACAACAUCGACACCAUUUUGGCCGACGAGAUGGGUCUCGGAAAAACAAUUCAGACAAUCACGUUCUUGUAUUCCUUGUACAAAGAGGGGCACUGCAAGGGGCCGUUUUUAAUCAGCGUCCCAUUGUCUACGAUCAUUAAUUGGGAGCGUGAGUUUGAAACUUGGGCUCCAGACUUUUACUGUAUCACUUAUGUCGGUGAUAAAGAUUGUCGGGCAGUAAUUCGAGAGAACGAGUUAAGUUUCGAAGAGGGGGCAAUCGCAAGAGGCCGAGUUUCGCGCAUCAGAUCAAGUUCCAUUAAGUUCAACGUUCUCCUGACCAGUUACGAAUUGGUUACAAUCGAUUCGCCUUGCUUGGCGUCCAUCGAUUGGGCGGUACUUGUGGUCGACGAAGCCCACAGGUUAAAGAGCAACCAGUCGAAAUUUUUUAAGAUUUUGAGUAGCUACAGCAUCCAGUACAAACUUCUGUUGACCGGCACCCCACUUCAGAACAACCUGGAGGAGUUGUUCCACUUGUUGAACUUCCUAAACCCUCAGAAGUUUAACGAUCUGCAGAUAUUCCAGAACGAGUUCGCCGACAUUUCCAAAGAGGACCAGGUGAAAAAACUGCACGAGAUGCUGGGCCCGCACAUGUUGCGUCGUCUGAAAGCCGACGUAUUGAAAAAUAUGCCCUCGAAAUCCGAGUUUAUCGUGAGGGUCGAGCUCAGUCCGAUGCAAAAGAAAUAUUACAAGUACAUUUUGACGAGGAAUUUCGCGGCGUUGAAUCCCAAGGGCGGAGGCCAGCCCGUUUCUCUACUCAACAUCAUGAUGGACCUGAAAAAAUGCUGCAACCAUCCGUAUUUGUUCCCCGCAGCGGCGGAAGAAGCUCCCAUCGGCGCCCACGGACAAUACGACAUUCAACAUUUGACCAAGGCUGCUGGAAAGCUCGUGCUGCUCUCCAAAAUGUUGAAAAAACUGAGGGACCAGGGCCAUCGUGUGCUAAUUUUCUCCCAGAUGACGAAAAUGUUGGACAUCUUAGAGGACUUCCUGGACGGCGAGGGUUACAAAUACGAGCGUAUCGACGGCGCGAUUACGGGCAGCCAGCGUCAAGAGGCCAUCGAUAGAUUUAACGCCCCCGGCGCGCCUCAAUUCGUGUUUUUGCUUUCUACCCGCGCCGGCGGUUUGGGCAUCAAUCUGGCGACGGCAGACACCGUCAUCAUAUACGAUUCCGACUGGAACCCGCAUAACGACAUUCAGGCGUUUUCGAGGGCCCACCGAAUCGGCCAGGCCAAUAAAGUGAUGAUUUACCGAUUCGUGACGAGAAACAGCGUGGAAGAAAGGGUGACCCAGGUGGCAAAGAGGAAAAUGAUGUUGACCCAUUUGGUGGUGAGACCCGGGAUGGGCGGCAAAGGUUCCAACUUCACCAAACAGGAACUGGACGAUAUUUUGCGGUUCGGCACAGAAGAACUGUUCAAGGAAGAGGAGGGUAAAGAAGAGGAGGCGAUCCAUUACGACGACAAAGCGGUGGAAGAGCUGCUGGACCGGUCCAAGGAGGGUAUUGAGCAGAAGGAAAGCUGGGCCAACGAGUACCUCAGCUCGUUCAAGGUCGCAAGUUACGCGACGAAAGAGGGCGACAACGAGGAGGAGGUUGAUACCGAGAUUAUCAAGCAGGAAGCUGAAAAUACAGAUCCGGCUUACUGGAUAAAGUUACUGAGACACCAUUAUGAACAGCAACAAGAGGACAUAGCCCGGACCCUAGGCAAGGGCAAACGGGUCAGAAAACAGGUGAACUAUAACGACGGUGGCAUGACGACCGACACCCGAGAAGACACCACGUGGCAGGAGAACCUUUCCGAUUACCAUUCCGAUUUCUCCGCCGGAUCCGACGAAGACCGCGAGGAUGACGAUUUCGACGAGAAAAACGACGGCGACCUGAUCAGACGAAGUAGGAGACGCAUGGAAAGGAAGGACGAAAGAGACAGACCGCUGCCACCGUUGUUGGCCAGAGUCGGGGGCAACAUCGAAGUACUUGGUUUCAACGCCAGGCAGAGAAAGGCGUUCCUUAACGCGAUCAUGCGCUACGGUAUGCCACCGCAGGACGCAUUCAAUUCUCAGUGGCUGGUGAGGGAUCUGAGGGGCAAAUCGGAGAAGAAUUUCAAAGCGUAUGUGUCCCUGUUUAUGAGGCAUUUGUGCGAACCCGGCGCGGAUAACGCCGAAACGUUUGCCGACGGCGUACCCAGGGAGGGGCUUAGCCGGCAGCACGUGCUGACUAGAAUCGGCGUGAUGUCCCUAAUACGCAAGAAAGUACAAGAGUUUGAGCUGAUUAAUGGCGCGUACAGUAUGCCCGAGCUUAUCAAGAAGACACUGAUUGAGCAGAACAAGAGUAGCAUCGCAUCUAACGAAGGGGAAACUCCGAAGAGUGCGACGACGAGCACCAGCGCGACUCCAGCGACUAGCGCCGCCCCCAGCCCGGCACCCAACGCUCCCUCCGAAUCGGCGGACAAGGAAAAAGAAGGUGAAGAAGGCAAAGAGAAAGAGGUAAAGCAAGAAACUAAAGGGGCCGUUGGAGAAAAGGAAAAGUCGCCGGAAGAGGACCGUGCAGAACAAAAAGACGAUAAGGACUUCGUUGCCGCCGUUAAAUACGAACCGAAAGAAGAACGCACAGAGGAAGGGGAAGAAAAGAAAGAAGAUAAAGACGAGGUUAAGAGGGAAGAAACAGACCCGAAAGUCGAGCCUAAGAAAGAAGAAGAAGAGAAGGGAGUGAAAAAGGAAGAGGAAGAGGACAACAAGCACGACAAGGAGAAGGUUAAACUGGAAAAGAAGGAAUCUGAGGAGGUCGUGUUAGUUGAUGAAGAUAAGGACACAAAGAAGGAGGCUAAGAAAGACGUGGACAUCGUCGCGUCGGAAGGCAAAAGAAAGUUCAUGUUCAACAUUGCCGAUGGCGGUUUCACGGAGCUACACACCCUGUGGCUGAACGAGGAAAAAGCGGCCACGCCUGGUCGCGAAUACGAAAUUUGGCACCGACGUCACGACUAUUGGUUGCUCGCCGGUAUCGUCACCCACGGUUAUGGCAGGUGGCAAGACAUUCAGGCGGACGCUCGUUUCGCGAUCAUAAACGAACCGUUCAAAAUGGACGUCGGCAAAGGUAAUUUCUUGGAGAUCAAGAACAAAUUCUUGGCCAGGCGAUUCAAGUUGCUGGAGCAGGCGUUGGUGAUUGAAGAGCAGCUGCGCAGGGCGGCGUACCUGAACCUCACGCAAGACCCGAACCAUCCGGCGAUGUCCCUGAACGCCCGUUUUGCCGAAGUCGAGUGCUUGGCGGAGUCCCACCAGCACCUCAGCAAGGAGUCGCUGGCCGGAAACAAGCCCGCGAACGCGGUGCUGCACAAGGUGCUUAACCAGCUGGAAGAGCUGCUCAGCGACAUGAAAUCGGACGUGUCUAGGCUGCCGGCGACUCUGGCUCGAAUCCCGCCGGUCGCUCAGAGGCUGCAAAUGUCGGAGAGGAGCAUCCUCUCGAGACUGGCCGCCACCUCGUCAUCGAGUAGCCAGUCCACCAUUCUAGCACAAGUGAUGAGUCAGUUCCCACCGGGUUUUAACGCGGGCAGCUUGUCUGGAUUUAGUGCGGCUGCGGCUAACUUCGCCAACUUCAGACCGCAGUACUCGGUACCGGGGCAGCCACCAUCUGGGUUCCCAUCAUAAUAAAAUAAUUUGCUGAAUGGGGUUUUUCAAGGAAGCCGUCUCCAAAACACAUUUUUGCUCACAGAUAAGCCGAACUCGGGCUUUUGCUGUCCUAGUGAAUAUAAAUUUGCUUCUUCUAUUUAUUUAGGUUCAAAUUUUAUCGAAUCUUAAUUUAUUGACCUAAAAUUAACGCUCCUAAGUUCUACUUCGUUUGAAAAUCGUUGCCGGUCUAUCUGCCACGGGAUCAGUUUUUCGAGUGAUGACACAGUUUGAGUUAUUUAUGAAAAAUUCAUUUUUUCUGUAAGACCAAAAUUUUCCUGAAAUAUUCUUUGCAAAAAUUGUGAUACUGAGCAAAGACCAUUAUAUUGGUCAACACCUAUUAAGACAGUUUAAUAAAAAUAUGUGGCCAUGUUUUUUUAAUCUGUUUAAGAUGAAUUUAUUUUCAUUUUGACUUUGUAUCACUUAUUAUCUAUUUUUUAAAUUAUAUUUUGCGUAAUUUUUGUCUGAUAAAGAGGCAAAACAUAAUGGCUCUACUGAUUAUAUUGCGUCGGUAGUGUCACUAUCGUUAUAACAUAGAUAUCAAAAUUGAAUUAAUGUGGUGUUUAGACUAUCUACCAUUUUCACCUCACAAGUAUUUACUUACUUACCUGUUGUUUUAUGUGAUCCUUCUAUAAAAUAUUGUAUGCUGCUGUCGGUGAGAACGAUUUUUUUUCUUCGGUAUAAUUUGUAGGCGAAUAGCAAUAGGAAUUUGUUAAAUAUUAAGAAGUCCACUUUUUUUUGAAGGUGGUAGGAUUUUUUAAAUUGGUAAUAUGUUUGUUCUUGAGCAUUCCUCAACACAAAUAAAAUACUGUGG